Messenger RNA from Annulohypoxylon truncatum, 1916 nucleotides. Its product is annotated as acid protease. Lineage: Eukaryota; Fungi; Ascomycota; Sordariomycetes; Xylariales; Hypoxylaceae. The record is from RefSeq and is a predicted model, not a curated record. Bases 170 to 1798 code for a protein of 542 amino acids. The transcript has 3 exons.
GCUAGGUAGGCUCAGAAAGCAAGCGCCACAAUGGAGAGAGGAACGCGCCGCGUCAACUUCUUUUUCGAUAUUUACUACUAUAUCCUAUACAAUCAUUUUCUGUUCGAAUACUUAGGUAUCCUACAAGAAUCGUCCCCAAGACUGAUUUGGAUCAUUCUCACUCGUCGAGAUGCUCGAGUCCAGGAGACACCGAUGUAUGAGUACCUUAUCAUUAUUAAUUGCUUUAUUUAUUGUCCUAGCUUUGGCAUCAGAUACCUGUGCUCCAAACCCAAUUGCUGUUAGAAUCGGAAAUGUCACGCUUGCAAACCACCAAGUAGCGAGAGGUGCAGAGAUCCACAUCGGGGAUCCUCCGCAACCAUUCGCAUUCUUACCUCAAUGGCCAUACAACACAUCUUUUGUAUAUGGGAUAGAUGGGCAUUGUGUGUUCAAACGUGAGGAACCUACGAACGACGGCUGUGAUACUUUAAGAGGAGGGGCCUACGACGCCUUUGCAUCAAAAACACGCCAGGUGGCAUAUCCAGAAGAGUUCCCGAAGGAGAAUGCCCCAUUUCCGGAGACGACUCUAGUGGCCGACGGAAUGAAGCUGAACGAAAACAUGAGCUUGGCUGCAUUCCCUCUUGGGGUUGCCCUGAACGAUUGGGGUGCCGAAGGAUAUCACCUGAUGGCCUGCCUUGGAUUAGGGACCAACUCAACCUUUCUUAAUACUCUUCGAGAGUCUGGAAAGAUUGCUUCACGCACUUGGAGCUUUUUCUGGGGCCGCAGUAGCGGACCUUCCGCUUCACAGACUGACGGGUCAUUGGUCCUUGGAGGUUACGAUCGAGCCAAGGUCUCUUCAGGGGAGAGAUAUGUAGAAAUGCUACAGGACUCAACAUCCCCCUGCUCUACUCAGAUGAUUGUCACCAUAACAGAUAUGGUUCUUAACUUUCCGAACGGAACCGAUGUUAGCAUAUUCCCAGAGUCGCUAUCUACAGCAUUAACCGCGUGCAUCGUGCCUGACUACCCAGUCCUAAUGACACUUCCAUCAGAUCCCUUCAUGGACAACUUCUUUCAGCUAACUGAUGCCGCCCAAAAUCAUGAAAGAUCAUUUGGAAUCAAUUAUUAUUCAUUCCAGUACUCCGCAGGUGAAAAACGGUACGAUGGUGACAUGACCAUUAAAUUUCAAUCAGGGCUCGCCGUGAGAGUAGCGAACGAUCAACUGGUCGUCCCCGACGUGGACAUCAACCCGAGCACCGGGGAGCUUAUCGCCAACUAUACGAAUCCUGAUCUCGUCAUCAACGGCUUACAAAAUAUUAGUGCGAACGACAUGCCACAGCUCGGCCGCCAGUUCUUGUCUGCUGCCUACGUCAUGGUAAACCAAGACACCAGGCAGUUCAGUUUGUGGGCAGCCAAUCCGGUCUCGGGCGAAGACCUCGUGGCGGUAGAUGUUAACAAUGUUGAUAUCACUACGAUUUGCGAAUCUAACGCUUCGACUAUCAUUAGUUCCAGUUCGCCAACGCCAACGCCAAGUCCAGAAAAAACAUCGCAUUCUUCACCUGGGAAAAUCGCUGGCGCAGUUGUAGGUAGUAUUGGUGGCUUGGCAAUAUUAGGUGUGAUAGCUUUUUGGAUCAUCAAAAAGAGAGAAGCAUCGUCUGAGGUCUCCGAACAGAAUGAGGUCAUACAACCCUACGUCGAAAACGAACGCUCUCAACCGUUCUCAGCAGAAUCAAAGUCAGAGCUUCCAGAUAACUCAUUCCUAGUCCCCGUCGAAUUGGAACAUCCGACACAUCGAAGCCUGCCUCCUUAUGAAUUAGGAGACUGAUAUUCGCCCUCAAAAACAGAAAGUCAUGAUAUUAAUAAUAAUUAGCUAUAAUAGAGAUAUAUAUAACAAGCAGGAUUAUUAGAUAAUGUGAUAUAAUUGUCGUUGGCGAAUGCCUGAG